Messenger RNA from Talaromyces stipitatus ATCC 10500, 1666 nucleotides. RefSeq names its product metalloprotease m41 ftsh, putative. Bases 239 to 1666 code for a protein of 475 amino acids. Lineage: Eukaryota; Fungi; Ascomycota; Eurotiomycetes; Eurotiales; Trichocomaceae. Gene Ontology annotation, biological process: protein insertion into mitochondrial inner membrane from matrix; mitochondrial respiratory chain complex III assembly. Gene Ontology annotation, molecular function: ATP hydrolysis activity; ATP binding. Gene Ontology annotation, cellular component: mitochondrial inner membrane. The transcript has 2 exons. The record is from RefSeq and is a predicted model, not a curated record.
ACAGACAGUUGGACGGGCAUUUCCCUUUCCUUUCUCUCCUUCUUCGUCGCUCAUUGUAUUAUUAAAUUUUGUUAUGACAUUAUAAUUUCAUUGUUUGUGUCCUUCUUUCAGCCUUUUCUCCAUUAAACAUCUCUUUCUUCCCUUUGCCUACUCUUAUACACAAAUCAAUUAACUGCUAUAUGGAAGAGCCGGAUUCUUGAUAUGUCCUAGGGUCAUUUAUCGCUGUGGAAUCACAGAAAUGGCAUUUUAUAUCCAUGCCGGAGGUGCCGCCAGCCGUCCUUUGCUGGAACCCUGUUCCCAGGGCUAUCUUCUGUUUAAAGAUGUCUUGACCCGAUUCUCCAAAUUAGAUAUCACGCAGAUUGGAUCUCUUGUUGCAAUUGCCGGGGUAUUGCCAAGCGCUUGGAGGUUCUUACGGCAUGCCUGGGAUGAGACAUAUAGCUGGGUAAGGCAUUGUUUCCUAGCCUCAGUCACCAUACCCGGAGGAGAUCCUCUAAACAGGAGCGUGGUGGAAUGGAUCCUCGCAAACAGACCUCGUAACUAUCGGUCGUUCACGGGGCUUACGGAAGUUGGAAAUUCCGGCAUGGACCGGGCUGCUGCACUGAAGAAAACUCGACAUCCAAUUCGGAAUGCGUUUCUUGUGGAGCGUUCCAGUGACAGUCACAGUAUCGCCAUGUCGAAUAACCCAGGAUAUGACGGCAUUGGAGGAGAGGAACUCACAAUAAGCUGCUUUGGCUGGUCUGUAGAACCUGUCAAAAGGUUCAUAAAAGCCUGUCGGGACUAUACCGAGACGCAAACUCAGUUUUUUGUUAUAAUCUACUCAAGGGACCGAUAUGGCCUUGCAUGGCAACCUAAAGCACGGAAACCUAUUCGUCAUCUGGAUACCGUCCAUUUCGAUAAUCAGCUCAAGCAGGAUCUGCUCGCGGACAUUCGCAAUUAUCUGGACCCCAAGACUCAGAAGCGUUAUCAAACACGGAGUAUGCCGUAUCGCAGAGGGUAUCUUUUCUACGGUCCACCUGGGACUGGAAAAUCGUCCUUAUCGCUCGCUAUUGCGGGUGAGUUUGGGCUUGACCUUUAUGAAGUGAAGAUUCCCAGUGUUGCCACCGAUGCCGACCUGGAGCAGAUGUUUCAAGAUAUACCACCAAGAUGUGUUGUAUUACUUGAAGAUAUCGAUGCUGUGUGGGUGGAUCGGUCGAACUCAUCCAAACCUGUGCAAGAUGGACAACCUAUGCCGAAUUGCACUUUAUCCGGACUGCUAAAUGUGCUGGACGGUGUGGGCUCACAAGAAGGUCGAAUUGUUAUCAUGACAACUAAUAGACCGGAAGCCCUCGACAGUGCACUCACCCGACCGGGACGCAUUGAUAUGAAGGUUUAUCUAGGCAACAUCAGUCAGAAGUCUAGCGAGGAGAUGUUCCUCCGCAUGUUUUCGCCUGAUCUGGGCUUCAAAUUCUCGUUUGACAUGGAUGAAAUGCGAGACCUGGCCACUAGUUUUGCCAGUCAAAUUCCCGAUGACAAGAUAACCCCCUCUGCUCUACAAGGGUUCUUCCAACAGCAUUUAGACAGUCCCCAUGACGCCGUCUCCUUAAUUGGUGGAUGGGUCAAGGAGGAACUUGCCAAGAAAUCUGAUAAAGAAUUCGAGGUCAUAAUCAACAACGAAAAUGCAGUUUAA